Molecule: messenger RNA, 2310 nt
Organism: Drosophila serrata
Lineage: Eukaryota; Metazoa; Arthropoda; Insecta; Diptera; Drosophilidae
Product: CUE domain-containing protein 2-A
Molecular function (GO): ubiquitin binding
Source: RefSeq, a predicted model, not a curated record
GAAGCAGCAGAAGCAAAAGAAAGGCGCAGCUCGCAAAACCAAAGUCAAAACUUUUUCAAAUCCGAAUUUGUUGCAAAACUAAACUAAGUUAAACUUAUAAAACCCGACUGGGCAUUCUUUAGAGUCCGGGGAAGUCCCCACCGAGUGGUUUUCAACGUUUUAAGCGCCCGUUUUCUAGAGAGAGCCUUCUAAGUUAUAAAUUAAAUUCGCCGAUUCAGCGAGAGAUACUUCGAGAAGUCCUAAAGCCAUAUAGCAACCAAAAUGACCAAUCUGGAGAAGCAGCACGAAAUGGUUAGGCACAGUCUGGUGCAGUUCAUCAGUGGCCACAUUCCCGGUGCCGAUUUCAGUGUUGUAGACGAGAUCGUCCUGUCGUACAUAAUCUCAAUUCUGGAAGAAGCCUCGCAGGACCCCUGCUUUGAUGUGGAGGGCUUUGUAGAGAUGAUGGGCGCCUACUUCGAGGACUUCCCAACCAUCGACCAGGGCGUGAUCUGCGAGUGGAUCUACAAGCUGGCCAGCGAGCUUUCCGCUGUGGAAAAGAGCCAGGGCAGCCUGGACGCUGUCAACUUGUCGCUGAGCUCUCUGACCCUGUCAAGCAUCAUUCCGGAGUCCAAGCUGCGUGCCCGCAACUCUUCUACUUCCGAAAAGGACGAGUUGUCUUCGAACAGCAGCAGCAGCGGUGGUGGCGGCAGCAACAAGCGCUCGCAGCAUCUUUCGGAGACCAGUGAUGGAGGCUCCACCGACAGCUCCAGCUCGACAUGCGACUAUUUUCUGGAUGAGGCCGAGGUGUUGCAGGAAAUGUUCCCGGAUGCAGCUUAUGCUGAGAUCAAACACUGCAUCGCUAUAUCCAAGGGGGAUAUCGAUAGCGCCACUCAGAUUCUACUGCAUCGCCAGGAGACCAACCAGUGCAUUACCGAUAAGUCGCAUACUGGAUACAUCAAGAAGAAUGUGGUGGUCGACGAUAAUGAGCUUAAGAAUCGGAUUAUCGCCAGGUACUCUUAUGUGGACAAGAACGCCACCCAGCGCGAAUACAAGCCGGUGGUGCCAAAGAUGGAGCCGCGCAAGCUGGUCCGCUACCGGGACAACAAGAUAGUCUCGCUCAAGGGCGAGCGCUACACUGAGAUCAAGCGUGACGAAGAUGCUGAGUUAAAAAAACCCAAGAAGCAGAUUCAACCGUAACUAAAGAGGAACAAAACCCUCUUCAAGUAUUUUAUCAAGAAACAAAUUAAUCCACACCCAAGUAUCUUAUCCGCACCCAAGACACCGAUCUUCGCCAGCAGCAGCUGCAAAAGCCCCUCCAGUAACCGCAGCCGCAGCACUCAACCUCUUCUCGAGCACAUUUUAUGCAGUCAGAUGCAUAUCGCUGGGAUGAUCACCGCCAGGAGCCAUGUCACCAGCUAUCACAAGUCCAAACCAGUGAUCCCAGCCCAGCUUAGCCAACGUUUAGAUGCUUCCCAACACAACGACGAUGAUGAUGAUGAGGCAGAAGACCCCAGAGACAAAGACGACAAUGACGAUAAGCAGCCACCGAGCACAGCGAAACGGUUCCCCUAUCCGAGUGAGUACGGCCAGGAGUAUGUUGUGGCAUCGGCCGGUAUUUUGGUGGUAAUGUUGCUAGUUGGUCAUUGGCAUUGCUCCUCUCAUCACGCCCAUCAUGAGCCCCUUGACAAAGACAGAAAGACUUUACAUACCAAAUUAGUUGAUAGUUAUGCUUUAGGACUACUCACUUAUGCAAAUUUUCAGAGCCCGUCCGUCGCGACGGCUGCCUGCUUAUGAGUCCUGUUGUCAGGAGCAGGUGGCUCGGAUGGAUCCGGUCUAAAAUCCGGCACCGGGGCAGUUACCAGUCGUCGCUUAUGACGACUGGGGUCGCGCCUGCGCUGUGACGUCUCCUCAGUUCCUUACGCAAGCGAAUUCGAAUCGAACCGUAUCUGUGAAAAUCGUGAAUCUCAAACUCUUUAAUGCCCUCGAACAGUAUUGUUGCCCCUGAACCCUGAACCCAAGGAACAGCCGCAGGUGCGACACCAACCCGAAUUUGGCGCUCAAAUAGACUUAUUUAGACGUUUUUAGGUACUCGAAUUGAAUUGAAUUUUGUUGGCCGUGUGCGUGUUUCAGAAACGCAGCUGCACAAGAACCUUGCCAUAUCUGUUUAAGAUUUGUUAACCCAUUUUGUAUCGUAAAGCUAGAAACACACGAUGCAAACAAUUUGCAGCAAGUUGAUUGCUGCAUACAAAUUUGCACGUUUAAACACGAGUGAAAACAUUUUGCUGCAAACAAAAAACUUGCAAAGUUGUUUUGCAGCAAUAUUUGUUGCUU